Durusdinium trenchii is the source of this 3726-nucleotide messenger RNA. NCBI's taxonomy places the organism in Eukaryota, Dinophyceae, Suessiales, Symbiodiniaceae. The record is from the annotation of a GenBank genome assembly.
AUGCUUGCACCAAAGCACAUUCGGACCAGGUUGACUCUCGAGGAGUUCUUGGAAGGGGAAUCUGGACAAGGCAUGGCGACCAAUGUGUCCGAUUACGCUUCCUUGGCCGACUUCCUUCAUUGGCUCGCAGGAGAAGAUUUGGUCUUGCUGGCCUUCAAGGGCACUCGCCACGCGAUUUUUCCACAACAACGUCGUGGACCUUUAGUGCACGUGGUUUGUGGUGUCCUGGCGAUUGGCGCCUUUCCACUCCUGGUGCAGCUGGGCGCUGAGCGGUUCUUUGGCUAUCCCGACCUGGUGGAGUUGAAAAGCACCACUGGGACCAUCGCAGAGAUCGAACUCGAUGGAGUGAUGGAGAGACCCAGCUGGUCACUGCAGACUUUGCAGACGCUGGUGAACCCCAAGGCUCGGCGAAAGAAGUUUGUCUUCCUUGGCGAUGAGAUGGCGGCGAGACUCCAGGUGAGGACAACUUACCAGAAGACCUCGACGGUUCAGCUUUGCUGCCGCAAUGGAGAGAUUGGACAGAUUCCCUGUAGCAGUGGGAAGCUCAAUCAUCGCUUGAUCAAGUUUUUCACCCAGCCUGUGGACCUGGAUGUUCCGCCCAAUGUAUCCAGCGACUGUCAACUCAUCUUGCAAGGCUUUAGCAGCCGUGCAGUGACCCAUAUUCCUGUGGAGCUGACACCAAAGCGAGAACACCACCUGUGUGACUGCACGCUGGAGGGCUGCAAGUGCUGUGGAGGGUACAAAGGAUCUUUGAGGUUUAACUCCUCCAGGUCCUUGGAGAUCCCGGCCAAGGGCUACAAGAGCUUGAGCAGUCUUUGCACUCCUGCACGUUGCGAUGUGGCCAAGUCAACUGGAGAAGCUGGACCCAAUUGCAAAUGUCAAGACAAAUAUGUUGGCCAAAUCCUGUGGAACGGCUCCAUUGCCAUGGGCAAGUGUGAGCCCGCACCCUGCAAGGGAGACUUGCUCAAUGGACUGCCAGGACCUGACUGCAGCUGCAAAGAUGGUUACACAGGCAAGACGAGGAUGGUUGAAGACUUCAUUUCUGUUUUUCCUGGCUGCUUGGAAGCGGAAUGCAAAGUUCCCAACUCCACCGGCAAAGGCCCGAAAUGCAAGUGUCAGAAUGGUUUCGAAGGAGACAUUAGAUGGAAGGGUGCUGAGGCGCAUGGCUCUUGCAAGCCUGCUUGGUGCAACGUAUCGAACUCCAACCAAAAACGAGGGCACCAGUGUGCAUGCUUGGAGCUGUACCAAGGCAAGAUCCACUGGGAUGGAGCAAUUGCAAAAGGAACAUGCGAGCCAAUGACAUGUGUGGGGGAAAAUGUGAAUGGUCUACGAGGACCUGACUGCACUUGCUUAAAUGGCUACCGGGGAUCAGUGUUGCCGAUCCAGCUGCCAAUGGAUGGUUCCGGAGUGGCAGGGUUUCUAAAAGGAACCUGCAAAGCUGUGCCUUGCAACAUUACCAAUUCAAAUAAGGUUUUAGGUCCUGGAUGCCAAUGCAAAGCGGGAUUCAAAGGAAACAUCACAUGGAAGGGACCAGUGCCCUAUGGGAGUUGUGAAGCUUCUCUUUGUGACAUUGCUAAUUCCAACGGGAAACCAGGCCCUGCCUGUAAAUGCAAGUUUGGUUUCGGUGGCAAAGUCCAAUGGCGUGGCCCUCAAGCAUUUGGAACUUGCUGGCCUCUCCAUUGUGCGGGGCAGCAUGUCAAUGGUGUUGCAGGCCCUGGCUGCAGCUGUGCCGACGGUUUUGCUCCUGCUGGAAAGUUUGCCUACGCCUACACAAACCUUGCAUCACCAGGGAUAGCGAAUGAUAUUCAGGCAAUCGUCUUCAGAUAUUCGGGCAGAAUCAACUCAAUGGUUGGAAACUGCUCUGAGGCACCUUGCACAAUCGAGAACUCCAAUCGUGCUCCAGGUCCAUCCUGCCGCUGCAUGGACGGCUAUAGCGGCAGAAUCUCUUGGAAGGGCUCGAUCGCACAAGGCAGAUGCAAGCCCGCGCUUUGCAACAUUGCGAAUUCCAAUUGGAAUGGAGGCCUGGACUGUCACUGCCUCGACGGGUACCGGGGCCACAUCUCUUGGAAUGAGCACCAGCCAUCCGGAUCAUGUACAGCGGUGCCUUGCCGGAUUCCGCACUCAGACUUCGCACCGGGUCCUGAAUGCCAAUGCUUGCCAGGAUUCCAUGGCCAAAUCAAAUGGAUUGGAACACAGGCGACUGGAGAAUGCCUUCCUAUCCCAAGAUGUUCUCCCAACAUCGUUUAUGCAACUUGGCUGCAGGAUGAACUGAAGGAUCCUCAUGGUUAUGACUGUGAUCCUGGGCAGCAGCUGGUUUUCCAUGGGCAUGCGUGUGAUCAGGGGAAGGUCCAGUGGACUUCUGUGCGUUCACUUCUGCCUGGCAGGUGCAGAUGGGCUUUGUCCCUGGAAUGUGGUCAAGAUCCCGACAGCAAGGUGUCCCAACUCUUCUCGGCUGUUUCCCCGCAGCUGCCAGGAGAGUGUUCAGUGGAAGCAGCCGCACCUAGGUGUGACCCGCAGCUGGACUACACUGUUACAAGCCGCAGGGCAUCGGGAUAUAGCUGUGGUGCCGGAUCUGGCAAAGUCUCGGAAACCCAGCAAGUUCAGUUUCAAGGCCACCUUUGCGGCUACGAUCUGAUCCAGUGGGAAGCAGCAGUUCUUUUGCAGGAGCCAGCCUCGGACCCAUCAUUAGCACUAUCCUGUAGAAUCAAGAGUCUGUCUCACAACUCAUUCUCUUGUGGUGAGAUUCCUGAAGGUGAAGAUCUACCACGUGGCUGCUUGCAAAUGCACCAGGCCGCAAGCUUCAGGAUUUGGGAGUGGCAGGAGAAGACCGCGCCAUUUGAGCCCACGGCGCGCCAAUGGAAAUCUGUCUACUCCAUGAAGCUCUUUGAGAAUGGCAUGGCGGCCGUUCGUCACCUUGGGAAAGAUCAAGUGGGAAAAUCCUACUGGUCGACUGGCUGGUUUACUGACGGCAAGUACCUGGAUGUUCGCAUGCCCAACAUGAUGGACAACGGGGCUCCGCGACCUGGAUUCUUCUUCCGGGUGCUUGAUGAUGACUCCCAAGGCUAUAAGUUCCUAUCAUCCAACAAGCUGUUCCGGCUGAAAGCAUCAAACACUUUGCCUUCCUGGUGGGUUUCAGCUUUCCAAGACAGGACGGCCUCCGGCAAGAUUGAUUCAUUGUGGCAAUGUGAGCUGUCACACUACGAGAACGGCACUUGCUACCAAGCCAAGGUCGGCGUAGCAGUUCAAAUUUUUCAAUCAUCCAAGGAAAUGUGCUCUAGCUGGAUCGUCAAUCUCAACAAGUCUGCUGACUUUGACUACUUUACCUACCUUCACUCUGCACACGAAGUUCAGACAUAUGCCAGCAAAGCAGAAUGUUUGCCAAUUGCAGCGCGCCACGAGCUCCAGUUAGAGAUUGCGGAGAUUCACAGCGCUGGUCCAGGAGCAUUUGUGGUGGCCAGCAUGGAAACGCGCUGCCGCCAAACCCUUCGUUUUGUAGCCAGCGCUGCAGAUCUCACCAAGUGUAAGAACAAAGCCGAUGCACAGUGGAAAGCUCGUCAAAGGCCGUUUUCAAAUCAACAUACUGGUACUGAUGACGAUGACGAAGACGAGGACCAUGAUGAGGACUACGACUAUGAUGAGGAUGAGAACUACGACGACUUUGACAGCAUGGAUGAAAUGGAUGACAGCAUGGAUGACACAAGUCAUGCAAUGGAAGAGGUCGACUAG